AUGGGCAUCAUUAUUGGUCUAUUUUUGAGCAUCGGCCAUGCAAUUUCACAACAGGUCCGGUGUUUGGGGCUUUUAGCGAUGCCGACGUUCUGUGAUAAGUCCGGCCAACGCGUAUUAGUGACCAUGGUGUUUGCGUACGUUAUGGCCGGCCCUUUAAACAACAUAAUGAGAAACGGAUCCGAAGUGAUUAGAGUGUUCACCUGUUCCAGUGCACUGGUGUAUAAUUUGACCAAGACCCGAUAUGAACUCAUGUUCAAACCGUUUCAGGAAGCACUAUUUAAUUUGAAGGCUGAAACAAACGAGAUAAAAGAAACCAUAAAUUCCAUCAACGACGUGAUCGAUCCAAUUCGACAGGAAUUCGAAUCAGACAGCGACAGUAUCGUACUACACGAGAGAAACGACUACUUAGACGAUCUGCAAAUGAGACCAUCAAAAAUAUACAAUGCAAAAUCGUCCGAGCAUACCAAAAAUAUGUACAAAAUACCGGAGCCGAGCGAAGUGGAAAUAAAGUACAGAAAUAAAUUACACAGAAAGUGCAAAGGCAUCAUCGAUCGGGCGGACGAGAAGUGCAAGGCAGCGUUUCAGAACAGUUACGACAAUUGCAGGAACUCCGUACACUGGUCCGUGAACUGGGCCCUGUGCUGGCCCAUGCAAGUCACUUUUGUCUGCAAUCUUGCACCAUUGUUUGGCGGUGGAGACGUGUGCAAUUCCGGAAAAUCAGUAAAUUCCGGUUUCGGUAAAGGAUACGUAUACCUGACAAAGUCCAAGGACGAAUUAAAACGAGAAUUCCUGCACGUAAAAGUCAAUUACAAAUUGAACAAAGUGAAAAUAAUGGUAAUGUUCGCGCAUUCGCGAUUUGAUAAUAUGUACGCGCAGAGAUUAGCUCACCCGGCCUCGUGUUUUUGCCCGUGUCCUUAUGUCGUGUAUUAUGAUACACAGCCGGAUCAAUAUCGCGACGCUUACGACAUGACCCGCGACAUGAUGAUGGAUUUCCGGGAGAAAAGGCGGACGGCCGAGUUCGUGUUCGUGUGCGUGCGACGUCUUCUGGCUUUUUCGUUCCUCAAAAUACUCUUGGACAGUCAGAGUUACAUGCACAAAUACCUGACGGACAUCGAACACGACAACGCGUACGUGACCAGAUAUUACCGGAAGAUCGACGCCCGGCGGAAAAAGACCGGCAAGCACACGUUGCUGCCGCUCAAGAAGAUCGAAAAGAGCAAAACGGUCGACUUGAGGAGCUACAAGCUAGUCGACCGCGAGUGUGAUCACCUGUUCAAAUCAUUGGUGAAAUUGGUGUUUGAAAUUAUCGCUGCCUCGUCAUUGGUUUUAUUGGACAUCGUGUUUUACGAGGCGCUGGACGUAAUCAAGAGACACGCCAAAAUCGAUUACUUCCAGACCGGCCACCACAACCUGUACAUCAAGGUCAAGGGCACCGGAAUGAUCGCUAAUUUGCUAAGGUCCGUCGUGGACAGGUUCAAUUUCAGGAAAAACAUCACCGUCAACCUUAGCAACGAAAUGUGUCUCCCGAAUCCACACAAAUUGGAUGCAUAUUACCUGCACAAAAUAUACGGCACUUUAAUGCUGGUGUUUGUCAUGACCGUAUUCGCUGGGUACUCGAGCCGGCUAAAAAGAUUGAUCUGCGCGGUAUUUUUCCGGAAGAGAGAAAAGCGCAGAGUGCUAUACCUGUACAACGAAACAUUAAGAAAGCGAACGGCGUUCUUCAGGUACAUGAAGCAAAAGGUGGCAAAAUUGGCACGCGAAAACAAAUUAUCGGUGAAUCUUGAUAUUUUUCUGAUGUUGAGACUUAAGUUUCCGGCACUGUUUGGCUGGCUGGUGUGGUUUGCAUGUGGCCGGAGAAAAUGUCUGAUUUGUGGCGAACCAGAAACAAAUGCCGGCAAACAGUAUGGUUGCAACACAGUUGGAUGUGUUUACAUACAUUGCGAACAGUGUUGGAAAGAUGUUGGCGUCUGUUAUGCCUGUUCAGAGAUAUUCAUAAAAAAGGAUAAUGAAUAUAAUCUGGACGCAGAUACUACUGCCGAGGGUUAUGUAGACACUGAUUAUUAUGAAUAGAAAAAAAACAUUACGGUUCAUUAAAAU
This is a messenger RNA of Rhopalosiphum padi (bird cherry-oat aphid), 2097 nucleotides long. RefSeq names its product protein sneaky (gene snky). Gene Ontology annotation, cellular component: membrane. The transcript has 11 exons. The record is from RefSeq and is a predicted model, not a curated record. Bases 1 to 2070 code for a protein of 689 amino acids. NCBI's taxonomy places the organism in Eukaryota, Metazoa, Arthropoda, Insecta, Hemiptera, Aphididae.